AUGGUUGAACCUCUAGUUCGAGCGCAGUUGAAAGAUAAAAUUAUGCUAAUCUCCAUCAACCGACCGACUAAAAACAAUGCUGUUAAUCAUGAUACAGCUUGUCAGCUAAUAAGAGCGUUCGAGGAUUUCAACGAGAAUAAGGAGGCUAAAAUAGCAAUUCUUUACGGUCAAGGCUCUAACUUUUGUGCCGGAUAUGACCUGAAAGAUGUUUCUGAAGGAAAAAUUGAAACAGAAAAGAAUUUUUUACCUAAAUACAGAUACAUGGGACCCACUUCGAUGAAGUUAAAGAAACCUUUAAUCGCUGCUAUCGAAGGCUAUGCCGUAGCUGGUGGUCUUGAACUAUCAUUGAUGGCUGACAUUAGAAUUGCUUCAAAGACAUCUAAGUUUGGAGUCUUUUGCCGCAGAGUUGGAGUUCCGUUAAUAGAUGGCGGUACUGUUCGCUUGCAACGCAUUGUUGGACAGGGACGAGCGUUAGAGAUGAUUUUGACAGGCAGAGCUGUUGAAGCUGAAGAAGCUUUACUAUGGGGCUUAGUUAAUCGAGUUGUCGAGAAAGAUGAAGCACUAAAUUAUUCUAUUGAGCUGGCGAAAGAAAUAAUUUCUCACCCGUAUGAUUGCAUGAUAGCCGAUAGGAACUCUGUUUUCUAUGCACAAGAAAAUGGUUUUGAGGAAUCUAUGAUCAAUGAGUUAAAAAGUGUUUCUGUACUAGACAAGGCAGUAAGAGGAGCUAUUCAAUUUGUGAAUAAGGAAUUGAAACCACCAUCCAAAUUAUAG
Messenger RNA from Auanema sp. JU1783, 771 nucleotides. Lineage: Eukaryota; Metazoa; Nematoda; Chromadorea; Rhabditida; Rhabditidae. The record is from the annotation of a GenBank genome assembly.